GGGACGGUGAAGGCGCGCUUCGUGUACGUCUUCGUCCUGGGCAUCCUCUUCACAGGCUCCAAGGACCUGCUGAGGUCCCAGGUCAUCACAGCUGACGCCCGGCUGAAGAGCAGGGGAUUGUGGGAAAUCUACAGGUUGGUACCCUACCCGGCAAGUAGCCUAGAGAAUAGCAAGCAAUUGGUAGGUGGCAAUUUAGAAUCCUGUUAGAAAUGUUCGUCUGACAUUCGUGUACAUUGUUUUAUUCAAACUUUAUUGAACCAUUCAAGUCCGUUUAGAAUAAAUAAUUGUUCUUAUUUACUCAUAUUACAUAGUUAUUGGACAAUAAAGUAAUCUUCUUACAGUGGUGUGGUUCUGUUGGUGGCCCUGUUGUUCCGGGCACACAACCUGCCGGUGCUAUGCUGCUGCCUGCUGGUCCAGACCCUGAUGGCCCAGUUCAUCUGGAAGAAGCUCCACUACGACGCUGCCCAGACCACCAUAAUGCACUACUGGUUCGGACAAGCCUUCUUCUACUUCCAGGUAAGGGGCGGUUAGAUUAUAUAGUAUUCAUUGUGGAGAAUGUUACUUGUAACCUGGCUAUGCCUGGCUAUGACUUUUUCUUAAGAGGAAGAAAAAGUUAGUAGCCUUGGCUUGUGAGAGCCUUAACGGCUCAUACAGGGUUUUUCACUAGCACUGGCUGUCGGCUAUACAACCGAUUACAGACUAAUUUUCAGCAGGGUACUUUUUCCUCUUAAAUUAACUAGGCUACUUUUCAAUUCGCUAGUCAGAAAAAAGUCUGCCGAAGGCCGGUCCCGCUAGAAUGAACGAUAUGCAUCUUCUAGCGAUCUAGUGAUAGGAAAGGUGCCUGUCAGUGACAAAGUGAGCGAUUACAGGGAGACACUGCUGGUUUGACAGUCUGCUGUCUGUCCCGCCUCUCUGUACCUGGGUGUGUGUUGUGUGAGCUGUGGUUGCAGUCAAAUUUCUUUACACAGAGGGAGAGAGUAUGAAUUUGUACGUCCCAUGUAAUGUGGUAAUAAGGAGUCGAAAUCCACUUAGCCUAUUGUUUCCUGGCACAUUCAUUUAGAUUCUUUCUAUGGCCUGCUGGCCCGGGGCCAAUAGAAAAUGUGUCGGUCGGGCUAGUGGAUCUCCUCUGUCGGGCCAGUAACUUUUCAGCACAUUUUUGCAUUCCAAUUCAACAUUUAUCUGCUCUGUCACAGUCUACCAUUGAAAACCAUUGAAGACUACACAGGUAAAUGCCAUGCUAUUUGUAUUUCAGCAAUAUGAUUGGCCGUUCAUUCAUGCACAACCACGCUCCUGCGAGUCAUAACUUCUCGAGCACUUGAGCAGUACAUGAGUUGAUGCCUUCACACAGCACACGCGAGCUGUCCAGAGUUAAAAGAAGCACCCAUCAAUCUACUCGCUGAGCUUAUUUAUUUUAGGCAAAGUGAGUCACAAAAGUAAAUCUUCAAUAGUGAACACACUAGCAAUAUGCUGGCUACUGUUGAUAGAAAGCUGCUUUAGCCAUCUAGUGGUGGAGAGUCGACUCCAAAAUAAUGACUCCUUGCCUGUCGACUCCCAAGAUUCUGUAUUUUUGUAACGGAGGAGACUGAGUGGUUGCCGUAGGCUACUUCCGAGAACAUGAACUCUUGCAUCUUUCACAGCAACGAAAGAGCGAUGUAGUGAGGGAGAGAGGGUGGAGGGGCACAGCUAGGCAUAGGUAGGCAGUUCGGCCACCAGGCAGACAGUCAGAACCGUGCAUCGGUAAUCAAAAGCUGUAUCUUGCAAUGUCUCGCAAGUUCGCUAAAGUAGGGGCUAUCAAUGAGUAGGCUAUUCUACAUGCGAUAGACCAAAGACUGAACACACACUCAAAUCUUUCAUAGCGAAUAGAAAGAGCAGGUGAGGCAGUGACGGCCAAUAGGCCACUGGCGUAGCGGAAACCCUGGCAGCCCCGCAAGGAGGGGGGACCCACGAACUCUGGGGGCCCAUGCGCCCAUCAUCUCACACCUAUGUCAAAUACAUUUUGACAGUAACACUCCUUUUAAAAUUUCCACAUGUAGCAAGCAAAGUGUUUGUGUUGUCCAUUCUACAUGGGUAGUAGGUGAGUCAGACAGACAGUAUAGUUGUCAUGCAUCUAAUUAGCCUAUUUCUCAGCGACGCCAGCGGCAGCCUACCUCAGCCUCCUAAUUUGUUAUCAAGUUAAAAAAAGUUAUCUAAAUCAGGUCAGACUCGGAGGGAGAGUGAGUGCGUUGUUCAACAUGGAUAAACAAAAGGCAAGGCCAAGUGAAAAAUGCAGCAAAAAAGCUUUAUCUGAUCAAGAUCAUGCCAAAUUACCGAAGAUAACCACAUCAGCUAGCUAUUCUCCCAGUCUCGACAGAGACCUUAUUGCCCGGGCACGGUAAUGACAGUGGCCUUGCUCCUCCUUCUUCCUCUUCUCAACAAUAGUGACAGUUCCUCUAGUGAGAGUGCCGGCCCUCCUCCUCCUCCUCUCCCAGAAAACCCAGCUGACUAAUGCUCUUGUGGCUGAAUGGAAGAAAGUCCCCGCAGCAUUGUUCCAACAUCUAGUGUAAAACCUUCUCAGAAGAGUGGGGGCUGUUAUAGCAGCAAAAGGGGACCAACUCCAUAUUAAUGCCCAUGAUUUUGGAUUGAGAUGUUCGACGAGCAGGUGUCCACAUACUUUUGGUCAUGUAGUGUAGCUAUAAAUAGGCUAGCAGGCACAAACUUUCUAUCCAAGCUGCGAGAGAGUGCAAAGAUGGCUAAGGUAGGCUAUAGGUCUACAGGACAGAAUAUAUUCAAAACAAUUAUAUUGGUUACUGAUUAGUAUGCUUUUGCACCGAAAAUGCAUUUUAUAAUCUACAAUUUUUGAUUUUCCCACUUUAAUUACUGAACAAGAAAAUACACUGAACAAAAAUAUGAACGCAACAUGUAAAGUGUUGGUCCCAUGUUUCAUGAGCUGAAAUAAAAGGUUAUUCCUUUUCAUGGUUUUGAAUAAGAGUACUUUUUGAACUCUACAGAUAUUUUCUCUCCCACGCACUGGCCGCCUUUCAUUCUAGCCUGAGCGCAAACCCUCAUAUUGGCUUUGUACUGAAAUAAAAUAUCCCAGAAAUGUUCCAUAAGCACAAAAAGCUUAAUUCUCUCAAAUUAUGUGUGCAAAUUUGUUUACAUCCCUGUUGGUGAGCAUUUCUCCUUUGCCAAGAUAAUACAUCCACCUGACAGGUGUGGCAUGUAAGUAAGCUGAUUAAACAGCAUGAUCAUUACACAGGUGCACCUUUUGCUGGGGACAAUGAAAGGCCACUCUAAAAUGUCCAGUUUUGUCUCACAACACAAUACCACAGAUGUCUCAAGUUUUGAGGGAGCAUACAAGUGGCAUGCUGACGGCAGGAAUGUCCACCAGAGCUGUUGACAGAGAAUUGAAUGUUCAUUUCUCUACCAUAAGCCGUAGUUUUAGAGAAUUUGGCAGUACAUCCAACCAGCCUCACAACUGCAGACCACGUGUAACCAUGCCAGCCAAGGACAUCCAAAUCCGGCUUCUUCACCUACGGGAUCGUCUGAGACCAGCCACCCGGACAGCUGAUGAAACUGAGUUUGCACAACCGAAGAAUUUCUGCACAAACUGUCAAAAACCGUCUCAGGGAAGCUCAUUUGCAUGCUCGUCGUCCUCCCCAGAGUCUUGACCUGACUGCUGUUAACCGACUUCAGUGGGUAAAUGCUCACCUUCUAUGGCCACUGGCAAGCUGGAGAAGUGUGCUCUUCACGGAUGAAUCCCGGUUUCAACUCUACCGGGCAGAUGGCAGCCAGUAUGCCAUCAUGUGGGCGAGCGGUUUGGUGAUGUCAACGUUGUGAACAGAGUGCCCCAUGGUGGCCGUGGGGUUAUGGUAUAGGCAGGCAUAAGCUAUUGACAACAAAAACAAUUGCCUUUUAUCGAUGGCAAUUUGAAUGCACAGAGAUACCGUGAUGAGAUCUUGAGGCCCAUUGUCAUGCUAUUCAUCCGCUGCCAUCACCUCAUGUUUCAGCAUGAUAAUGCCUUGCCCUAUGUCGUAAGGAUCUGUACACAAAUCAUGGAAGCUGAAAAUGUCCCAGUUCUUCCAUGGACUGCAUACUCACCAGAUUUGUCACCCAUUGAGCAUGUUUGGGAUGCUCUGGAUCGACAGCGUGUUCCAGUUCCCGCCAAUAUUCAGCAACUUCUCACAGCCAUUGAAGAGGAGUGGGACAACAUUCCACAGGCCACAAUCAACAGCCUGAUCAACUCUAUGUGAAGGAGAUGUGUUGCGCUGCAUGAGGCAAAUGGUGGCCACACCAGAUACUGACUGGUUUUCUGAUCCACGAAUCUGUGACCAACAGAUGCACAUCUUUAUUCCCAGUCAUGUGAAAUCCAUAGAUUAGGGCCUAAUGAAUUUAUGUCAAUUAACUGAUUUCCUUAUAUGAACUGUAACUUAGUAAAAUCUUUGAAAUGGUUACGUUGCGUUUAUAUUUUUGUUCAGUGUACAUUAUUGCCGCCAGCCAGCAUUUUAAAUACAGUAGCAACAUUGCGACACAGUAGGCCUUUAGCGUCGUGAAACAUAAAUGUUAGGCUUAACAUGAGAAAAUGACGACCAAAUAAAAAUAAACAUGUAUCCAUUAAAGCAAAGCUAUAGGCUACUUACAAGCAUUAGCACCACAUAAUCUAAUAGCCUUCGAUAGGCAUCCGCGUAGACGUCGAAAUUUCAGAACCAUGGACAGCGAUCGGUGGCUGACUCAUUAGAUUAUUUUUUUUUUGGGGGGGGCCAAACUCUGAUUUUGUGGAGAGUCCAGAGAAACUGUGCUACGCCGGUGGCAUAGGCUAUUUCUUGGUAAUCUGUAUUUCACAAUGUCUUGCCUUGCAAUACUUCAUAAAUUCACCAAAAGUAUAUUAAACUAUAGAUUAGGCUAUCAGUGAGUAUGGCUAAGCUAUUCUACAUUGUGCCAGUGAAUUGAAGUUGAAUAACGCCAAAUGUGUCCGUUUAAUUAGGCCUAAAUGUGCAAUAAAAUAUAUUGUGCCUAUAGAUAAUUGAAUGAAACCCUGGCUGUUGAUGUCCUAGGCAAUAGAUCGUAAAGCAGGGCAUCCCCGAUUCCCCACUGAGCUAAUCUUUUUAGAAAUUGCAAGUUCACUUUCUCAUCCAAGUGUUGCACAUACUGUUCAGCAGCUCAAAUCAGCAGGAUGGGGGGCAUUUUUAUUAGGAGGGACGUCUACCAUGGAUCCCUAAAAUAAUGAUUAUGAUCACACUUCCUCAAUUUAAAUAUUAUCGGGACACCUAUACAUUUGGCAGCCAAGCACGAGUUAUCAGUGUAGCCUAUUAUCGUCUAGCCAUGACGUUGAAAUAUCUUCACGCCUAGAAAUUUUUUUUCCACUCCAGGCUUCUGUCAUAAAAGUGAAUUGAAUAAUUUAAAAAAGAAUUACAGGGGACCGUUUGGAAAAAAAUGAAUUCAGUGCGAAUUGUCCUCGGGAAUAACGCACAUGCUUGGAUAGUAAUUACAUAACCAAUGUCUCUAGUAAUACUAAUCUCGUACGAAUAGGGCUUUACAACACGGCAAAGAAUAGGCUUAUUGGUGUAGAGAUUGCGCCACAACAUCCCAUGGGAUCUGUCAAGGCUGCGCACAGCAGAAAUAUCACUAAAAUAUUAUAGUUCCUACAUAUCACCUUCUAUAUUCAAUAGGCUUUUUAUAAGUUGCAAAUGGGCAGCAUCAUGUUCAUGCCAGUCCUCCCUAGAACGCAAAAUUAGUCUUUCUAGUUCCUAGUAGGACUCUGCAAUAAUUUUACAUUUUAGUCAUUUAGCAGACGCUCUUAUCCAGAGCGACAUACAGUUAGUGAGUGCAUACAUUUUCACACUGGCCCCCCGUGGGAAAACGAACCCACAAACCUGGUGUUGCAAGCGCCAUGCUCUACCAACUGAGCUACAGGGGACAAUAAUGAGGUGGUGUGUGCACAGCUGUUUGUGUGUUUUGGGAGUCGAACAAGAGUCUACUCCAAAAAUCCUGGAGUCGUUCACCCCUAUCGAUAUCUCUUUUGGAACUUCUGUCUCAAUAAAGUGGCAGCAUCCUAUUUUCAAAUCUUCUCAAAAUGACAUACUUUACAAACAAAAAUGAAUGCAAUUAAUACAAUGCAAUUCUAAAGAAUAGAGUAAUGACUUGCAUUGCUAAAUUAUAUUACUUUAGCUUUUUAAUACAAAUCAUAUUAACCAAAUGUAGCCUAUUAAUAGCUGAAUAUAGAGAGAACACAUGCCAACCUAUAGGCCCUGCAUGAGGGCAAUGCAUUUAAGAACUACACCAUGUCUGUGCCAGUAGAAAUUCUGUUUGGGCCAGUAGAUUUUUGCCCAACUGAGCCAGUGAGAAAAAAAAGUUAACAUUGGACCCUGCCUUGUUUCACAUGCAGCCACGGAGUGGUGGCACAUAGGCUAUUUAUUUGUUUGUAUUUUUGAUAUAAAGUGCAUCAGGACUUGCCAGACAGUGAUUUUAAAGUGAGUGACUUGUCAGUAGCCUACCGAAUUAGAGAGCUGUUCAUGUGUCUCCCUAAUUUGCAUACUGGUAGGCUUUUUGGUGAUUAUUUGCAGAUAAAUUAUGAACACAUUAGAUGAAGAUGGUGAAUCCUCCUCACUGCAGGAACAGUAGGUAGGCUAGUGGAGUGGUAGCCUCACUCUGGUCCAAAAUAUGGAUUCACCAUCUUCAUCUAAUGUGUUCAUAAUUUAUCUGUAAAUAAUCACCAAAAAGCCUACCAGUAUGAAAAUUAGGGAGACACAUGAACAGCUCUCUAAAUUUCGUUUUUCUAAUGAGCAACAGAAAAACACACUUGCCAAUUUAUGUUUUCAAUGGCUCUUUAAAGACAUGCUUUGAAACUUUGGCGACUAUUAAGUAUUUUGCUGUGACAUAGUAUGCAAUUUUCGGGGACCACUUUUGGCUCGUGAGAGCUACUUUCAGAACUACUGGCUAAAAAGCAUACAAAGUACAAAAUAAUCGCUUUAAUGACCCUCCUCACUCUUGGUCCAUUAGUGUCCACUAGUGUUAAUUUUGGCAGCUAUUUUCUAUUUAGUUUUAGUCUUAGUGACUAAAAUACAUUUUAGUCUCAGUCACAUUUUAGUCAUUUCAUCCCUUUUAGUUUUAGUUAUUAUCAGUCGACUAAAACUCUGGAAAAGUUUUAGUCAGUCAUUUUAGUAAUUUAUUAGUCAGGUUUUUUUUCAUAAAAUAAUUAAUAUUCACCUUCAACGUCCAUCAUGUGCACAUUAAGAUAGCCUUGUCCAAUGAAGCCUACUAUCCCCUCAUAUAGCUGGCCACAUUGCUAUUGUGGCAGGUUGUAAGCAAUGCCAGCCAUGAUUUAGCCUACCAUAUAGGCUACAAAGCCUUGGCUACAGGUUCAACAAUUUAGGCAUACAGCUCUUUUCUCCCCAUCAUAACCUUGGGAUGGGGGUAAAUUAAAGUGAUUCCCUUAAAAAGGAUAUAAUCUGAUCUUUCCAAUAAUGCUACAAAUAUUACUCUACUCCUAAUAUUCAGCAAAUAGCAUUAAUAUUUCCAAUCGGGGAAAAAACAACUGCACUCACAUUUGCGUACCGCGAGCAUGGCAACACAGAUAAAUAACAGAGCACAUGGGAAAAUAGAGCUUCUGAUGUGAUCAAGGCAAAAAUAGCCUACAUGAAAGUUUUGGUUAGUUACAAUUGAAGUGUCCUGGCAUCCGUUCAAAAGAUUGUGACCGCCCUGGAGCUCUGUGCGAGAGCCAGGCAGAUCAGCUCGAUCAGACCGCGCAACUGAAAUACGUUAUUUCUGCCAAUGAGAGGAUUGCAUUAAAUAUUCUGCAAAGGAAUGCAUGCUUAUGAUUGGACAAAACAGAUUAAUAGGAGCUUCAUGUCAAAUUGAAUGUCCAUUAGUCUCACGUGGAAUUCUCGUCUUGUCACAUUUUCGUCAACUAAAAUGAAAACGUAUUUGUUAGUUUUCUUUUUUUCAUGGCAUCUCAUUUCGUUAUUGUUAUUAGUUUUCGUAAGGAAAAAUAAGUUGUCGACAAAUAUUUGGUUAGUCUCAAUAAAACUGUAACCCAGUCCUACUGUAGGCCGAGCUGGACAGCCCAAUGUCCUAAGACUCCGAUUGUAGCCGGUCCAUGGUCGGCUAUGUGGAACUUUUGAACAUACAGUGCCUUCAGAAAUUAAUCACACCCCUUGACUUUUACGCAUUUUUUUGUGUUACAAGGUGGGAUUAAAAUUGAUUUAAUUGUCAUUUUUUGGUCAACGAUCUACACCAAAUACUCUGUAAUGUCAAAGUGGAAGAAAAAUUCUUAAAAAACUAAUAUAUCUUUAUUACAUAAGUAUUCAACCCCCUGAGUCGAUACAUGUUAGAAUCACCUUUGACAGCUAUUACAGCUGUGAGUCUUUCUGGGUAAGUCUCUAAGGGUUUUGCACACCUGGAUUGUACAAUAUUUGCACAAUCUUUUUUUAAUUCUUCAAGAUCUGUCAAGUUGAUUUUUGAUCAUUGCUAGACAGCCAUUUUCAAGUCUUGCCAUAGAUUUUUAAGCCGAUUUAAUUCAAAACUAUAACUAGGCCACUCAGGAACAUUCAAUGUCAUCUUGGUAAACAACUCCAGUGUGUAUUUGGCCUUGUGUUUUAGGUUAUUGUCCUGCUGAAGGUGAAUUCAUCUCCCAAUGUCUGGUGGAAACCAGACUGAAUCAGGUUUAUCUCCAGGAUUUUUUUUAUCCAGAAAAACUCCCCAGUUCUUAACGAUUACAAGCAUACCCAUAACAUGACGCAGCCACCACUAUACUUGAAAAUAUAGAGAGUGGUACUCAAUAAUGUGUUGUGUUGGAUUUACCCCAAACAUAACACUUUGUAUUUAGGAUAUAAAGUUAAUUUCAUUACCAAAUUUUUUGCAGAUUUACUUAAGUGCCUUAUUGCAAACAGGAUGCAUGUUUUGGAAUAUUUGUAUUCUGUACAGGUUUCCUUAUUUUCACUCUGUCAAUUAGGUUAGUAUUGUGGACUAACUACAAUGUUGUUGAUCCAUCCUCAGUUUUCUCCUAUCACAGCCAUUAAACUAUUUAACUGUUUUAAAAUCACCAUUGGCCUAAUGGUGAAAUCCCUGAGUGGUUUCCUUCCUCUCCGGCAACUGAGUUAGGAAGGACGCCUGUAUCCUUCUAAUGACUUGGUGUAUUGAUACACUAUCCAAAGUGUAACUAAUAACUUCACCAUGCUCAAAGGGAUAUUCAAUGUCUGCUUUUUUUAUUUUUACAAAUUUACCAACAACAGGUGCGCUUCUUUGCGAUGUAUUGGAAAACAUCCCUGGUCUUUUUUGGUAGAAUCUGUGUUUGAAAGUCACUGCUCGACUGAGGGACCUUACCAAUAAUUGUAUCUGCGGGCUACAGAGAUGAGGUAGUCAUUCAAAAAUCAUACACUACUUUUGCAAAGUGAGUCCAUGCAACUUAUUAUGUGACUUGUUAAGCGCAUUUUUACUCCUAAACUUAUUUAGGCUUGCCAUAACAAAGGGGUUGAAUACUUAUUGACUCAAGACAUUUCAGCUUUUCAUUUUUAAUUAAUUUGUAAACAAUUAUAAAACAAUUCAACUUUUACAUUAUGGGGUAUUGUGUGUUGGCUGGUGACACAAAAUCUCAAUUUAUUAAAUUUAGCGUCUGCUAAAUGAUGUAAAUGUAAAAUGUAGGCUGUAACACAACAAAAUGUGGAAAAAGUAAACGGGUGUGAAUACUUUCUGAAGGCACUGUACAUGAUCCACUCAAAUAUGGUGUUGGGUUUGUCCGUUGGAGGGUGGCGUUGUCAUGCUCUUUGACAGAACGGGCCCUUUCACACACACACAUACACAUCCAGGCGAGAGAGAGGGGAGCUAGUGGCCUUCAUCAGCCAGUGAAUUAAUUCAGCUCCCGCUGCAGUCGCCGAGAGCUCUUCUAUCACAUCUGUGUCACUCCUGAGCCCUCGUCAGGAAAUGGAAAUAGAAAGGAGAAUGAGAGACUGGGCCAAAGAGAGUAGGGAGGAGGAGAGAUUAGGUGGAGGGGAAGGGAGUUUUCACCCAGUCACUGCAACCCUUACAAGGCCAGAGAGGUGACAGACAGCGAGCUCUGAAUAGCUAGCUACCUGCGAAGUGAAGGAGCAUGCAGGAGACUGACACAUUUUAUUCACAUCAGCUUUUGACUUCUUUCAAAAGUUAAUAUUGAGUGUAUUGUGCAAUCUUCAUAUAUUAAUUUACCCAAGGUUAAGUCAGGUGCAGUUAGCGAGGUUAGCUAACUUAGUUUGCCACGUUACCUAACUAAGUAUUUAUGUACUUUAGCUAACUAAGCUCCUUAAGCGACAUUACUUUGCUACUUUGUCUACUUAGUUACUAAGGUUAGUUGGGAAAAUGAAGCUUAAUAAAACGUACGUCUUCUGUCUGUCUGUAGGGGAACUCCAACAGCAUAGCCACGGUGGACAUCUCGGUGGGCUUCGUGGGACUGGAGAGCUACGUAGAAGCCCCGGCUGUCUUCCUCACUGUCCUCAGCACGUACGCCGGGCCGCUGCUCUGGGCUGCCCACCUCGUCUGCUACCUCAGCUCAGAGAAA
Coregonus sp. 'balchen' is the source of this 10504-nucleotide messenger RNA. NCBI's taxonomy places the organism in Eukaryota, Metazoa, Chordata, Actinopteri, Salmoniformes, Salmonidae. The record is from the annotation of a GenBank genome assembly.